AUAAAUACAGUGAAGAAUCUCAAAUUGAUGUUCACCAUCACCAUGAGGGGAAUCAUACUAGCUCUGCUUCUCGCUCUAGCGGGAAGUGAGAAGUCACAAUAUGAACCAUUUUUCAGUGAGAGCAAGACAUAUGUGUACAAUUACGAAGGCCUUAUUCUUAAUGGAAUCCCACAAAAUGGAUUGGCCCGGUCUGGUAUUAAACUGAACUGCAAGGUUGAGAUCAGUGGCUAUGCCCAGAGGUCCUAUCUGCUAAAGAUUCGCAAUCCAGAAAUAAAGGAAUUCAAUGGCUUGUGGCCCAAAGAUCCAUUCACUAGAGCCACUAAACUGAGCCAGAUUCUUGCAGAGCAGCUGACAAGACCUGCAAAGUUUGAAUAUAAAAAUGGGCAAGUUGGAAAGAUCUUUGCAGCUGAAGAUGUCUCAGAGACAGCACUUAACAUCCAGAAAGGAAUCCUGAACUUGCUUCAAGUUACUCUCAAGGCGUCCCAGGAUGUGUAUGAUUUGCAGGAGGAAUGCAUUAGUGGUGUUUGUCAUACAAAAUAUACAGUCCAACAAGACAAGAAAGCUGAUAGACUGACUGUGAUUAAAUCUAGAGACUUUGACAACUGUCAGUCCAGAGUUGAAAAGAAAAUUGGAGUUGCUUAUAUGGAAACUUGCAGCCAAUGCCAAAAGAGAGCACAAAAUCUUCGUGGUUCUGCUACCUUCACCUACAAAUUGCAGAACAAAGACCAAGGUGCCCUGAUUGUAGAAGCCUCUGCCAAGCAAGUUUAUCGCUACACCCCAUACUAUGAACUAUAUGGUGCUGCUGUUAUGGAAGCAAGGCAGAUACUUACUUUGGCCGAGACUAAAAGCAACAGAAUUAGUGAAUCUCAGAUUCAGCUAACAAAUCGUGGUGGAUUAAAUUAUCAUUUCUGGCAAGAAGAACAUCAAAUGCCAUUCCAGUUACUGAAGACUAAGAAUGCAGAGUCUCAGGUUGUGGAAACUCUGCAACAUCUGGUACAGAACAACCAAGAUUUGGUUCAUGGUGAGUCUACAAGCAAAUUUUUACAGCUUGUCCAGCUUCUGAGAGCCACGAACCAGGAAAAUAUCCAGGCUAUUUGGAAACAAUUUUCCGACCGACCUCAGCACAGGCACUGGCUGCUAAAUGCAAUCCCUAUGUCAGGAUCAGUUGAUGCAUUAAAGUUUAUUAAGCAGAUGAUUCAUAACCAGGACUUGACUCACCAAGAAGCAGCCACAGCGAUACUUAUGGCCAUGCAUUACACAAAAGCCACUCAGCGUGUAAUGGAAAUAGCAGCUGAUUUGGUGACAGAUUCCAAAGUCCAGAAUUUCCCUACUCUAUAUAAAUCUGCAAUGCUGGCCUAUGGUUCUCUGGUUUACAAAUAUUGUGUUGAUUCUCAAUCAUGCCCCGAAGCUGCAUUACAGCCCCUUCAUGAACUUGCUGCUGAAGCUGCCAGCAAGGGUCAUCAGGAAGAGAUCACUUUGGCCUUAAAAGCUAUUGGAAAUGCGGGCCAGCCUGCAAGUAUUAAGCGACUACAGAAAUUUAUGCAAGUAUUUUCCUCUGGUGCCUCCAGACUCCCUGUCAGGGUGCAGACUGAUGCUGUGAUGGCUCUCAGGAACAUAGCCAUAAAAGAUCCCAGAAAAGUGCAAGAAGUUCUUCUUCAGAUCUUCAUGGACCGUGAUGUUCACCCUGAAGUUCGAAUGAUUACAUGUGUAGCACUCUUUGAGACCAAUCCUGGAGUUGCUAUUGUAACUGCUGUGGCUAAUGCAGUAUUGAGAGAGAGCAAAGACAACCUGCAGCUGGCUAGUUUCACAUACUCACAUAUAAAAUCACUAUCAAAAAGUACUAUGCCCGAGUUCCAUAACCUAGCUUCAGCUUGCAGAGUAGCCUUAAAUAUUCUGAAUCCAGUCUUUGACCAGCUGAGCUUCCGCUAUAGCAAAGCCUUCCAUGUUGACACCUACAACUACCCUAUGAUGGGUGGACUGGCUUUAAAUGUAUUUUUUAUAAAUAGCCCAAGGACAGCAAUCCCUAUGUUUGCACUUGUUAAGGUCCGAGGAAGCUUUGCUGGUGCUUCAUCUGAUAUUUUGGAGUUUGCUGUAAGGGCAGAAGGACUCCAAGAGGUCAUAAGGAAACAAAACAUUCAGUUUUCUGAGUAUUCCAUGCGUAAAAAGAUUGUGAAAAUUCUCAAAGCUAUGCUGGCUUAUAAAGAAGCACCUGCUAACGUGCCUUUGGUUUCAGCAAGUAUUAAAAUUUUGGGUCAAGAAGUCACCUUUAAUCAGGCCACCAGAGAUACCAUCCAAAAUGCAGUGAAGUUACUGAAUGAACCAGCUGAUAGGCACACAGUGGUUAAAAAAGUCCUGAACAGGCUUCUCAGUGGAGCUACUGGACAAUGGUCCCACCCUAUGCUGGUUGCAGAAGCUCGAUAUAUUAUUCCAACCUGCGUUGGUUUUCCACUGGAAAUCGCUACACACACUGCUGCUGUGGCAAAUGCUGCUAUAAAUGCUGAUAUGAAAGUGACACCUUCCCCAUCAAAUGAUUUUAGCCUCAGUCAGCUGCUCGAAUCAAACAUACAGCUUCACACAGACAUGUCUCCAAGUGUUUUGAUUCAUACUGUGGACACAAUGGGAGUGAAUACACCUGUGAUUCAGAGUGGACUUGAAUAUCAUGGCAAAUUCAGGCUUCAAGCCCCUGCAAAAUUAACUGCAAAAUUAGACAUGCAUGGAAAGAAUUUCAAAAUUGAGACUCCACCUUGCCAGAGAGAGGUUGAACUUCUAACAGCAAGGCAUCAAAUGUUUGCUGUGACAAGAAAUGUGGGACAACUCGAUUCAGAGAAGAGAAUGCAAGUGGUGCCAAAACAACACGGUCCAUCUACCCUGGAGCAACACUUUGAGAAAUCUGGUAGAACUUCAGCAGAAUCAGCCAGCAUGAUGGAAGUGUCAUCAGAAAUGGGAUUAAGGAAGAAUGCCUACUCAGUGGGAGGAGCAGAAUACCAGCGCAUACCCAAUAAUGUUGAAUCCUUUCAUUAUUGCUUGCGAUUUUCUAAACUGAACAUUAAUGCCUGUCUUCAGUCCAAAUUAAACACCGCACAGGGCGACAGACGAUCCUUCCUAUAUGACUACAUUGGGGAACAUGAGACAAAAAUUUUUAUCAAACCAACUCAAAAUGAUGCAGCCAUUGAAAAACUGCAGCUGGAGAUUACAGCUGGGCCUGGAGCAUCCUCAAAACUAAUGGCUUUGGCAGAAGUGGAAAAGACAGAAGGAGAACAGUUGGAUGAAUCAGCGGUGCAAAAGAGGCUAAAGAUCAUUCUUGGAAUCAAUGAGGAUGAGUAUAGUGCAAGAAAUAAGAGUUUAGUUGGAAAGAAAAGGAAAGUUAAGAAGACUAAAGAUGCAGCAGAAACUGAGGUUGUUGAGGCUAAACAAAACUGGAAGCAAUCCUCAUCUAGUUCCUCGUCAUCCUCAUCGUCAUCCUCCUCAUCAUCCUCCUCUUCCUCAUCCUCUUCCUCAUCCUCAUCUUCAUCAUCAUCCUCAUCAUCAUCAUCAUCACCUCAGAGAAACAGCAGACAUAGGGGUAGUAAAGUUGACUUACUCUCCCGUGUGUCACAGCAGGCAAAGAACAAAGACACACAUGCUCAAACUGGCCGUAAUAAGCAUAGAGACAGCAGCAGCAGUGAGAGCAGCAGCAGUGGGAGCAGCAGCAGUGAAAGCAGCAGCAGCAGUAGCAGCAGCAGCAGUAGUAGCAGCAGCAGUGAAAGCAGCAGCAGCAGCAGUGAAAGCAAUCGUAGACAUGGCAAGAGUGGGAAACAUCAACAGAGCUCUAAACAGCAAACACAUCGGAAUAAACAGAAUCAGCAGAAGCAUCAUGGCAGGCACUAUGAGGACAUGUCACAGAUGCCUCCUGAAUUGUAUAAAUUGCGAUUCCAACGACCAUACAAACAACAAUACAAAGGCAUGUCAAGUCAGUCUUCAGAAAGCAGUAGCUCCAGCUCUUCAAGCAGCAGCAGUGAAUCAGCCAGAUCCCCACAUCAUAACAAGUUCCUUGGUGACAAAAAACCUCCUACUGUUGUCAUCACCGCUCAAGCUGUGAGAAAUGAUAAUGCCAAACAAGGGUACCAGGUCAUUCUCUACACAGACUACACUUCAAGACCCAAGAUGCAAGCCUAUGUGGUAGACAUUACUGGAAAGAGCAGGUGGAGAGCUUGUGCUGCAGCUUAUGUCAGAAAUCCAUAUGAAGCUCAGGCUGAACUGAAAUGGGGUCAGAACUGCAAGCAGUACAAAAUGGAAGUCGUGGCCCAGACUGGAAUCUUUGGAAAUCAGCCUGCACUAAGACUUAAAGUGAACUGGCCCAGAAUUCCAUCCAAACUGAAAUCAUUAGGCCAACAGGUAGCUGAGUUUUUGCCAGGAACAGCUUACAUGAUGGGCUUCAACACCAAAUUCCAAAGAAACCCAUCUAAACAAGCAAAGAUAGUCUUUUCUCUCAGCUCACCGAGGACUAUGAAUGCUGUCAUACAAGUGCCAUGGGCAACAUGCUAUUAUCAGGCCAUAAACAUUCCUUUUGCAGUCACGGCAGCUUAUCAUCUGCACUCAGCUGAUAUUCAAGCCCCUACCUGGAGUAUUUUUGCUGACACAUAUAGUUCACUGGUGGACAGACUCAGUGGAGAAUGUACAAUGUCCAAUGACCAAAUAAAAACCUUCAAUGAAGUCAAAUUUAACUACACUCUGCCUGGAAGUUGCUUCCAUGUUUUGGCUCAGGACUGCAGCCCUGAACUAAAGUUCUUAGUGAUGGCCAAGAAAUCUCCAGGGUCCUCUGAAAUGAGAGACAUUAAUAUCAAACUUGCCGACUAUGACAUCGACAUGUACACAUCAUCAGAAGAAAUCAGAUUAAAGGUUAAUGGUCUUGAAGUGCCAAUGGAGAAGUUACCAUACAUUGCAAGCAAAGACCCAGCUGUGGAGAUAAAAAUGGAAGAAGGUGCUUUUAUUUUAUCAGCACCAGUUUUUGGUGUUGAGCAACUUUAUUACAACGGCAAAUCAACCAAGGUUAGAACAGCAGUAUGGAUGAGAGGAAGCACCUGUGGCAUUUGCGGCCGACAUGAUGAUGAGACAGAGCGAGAGUAUCAGAUGCCAGAUGGAUAUACUGCAAGAGAUGAGAACAGUUUUACUCACUCCUGGAUUUUCCCAGAGGAACCAUGCUCCGGAACUUGCAAGCUGCAGCACACUUCAGUGAAACUUGAGAGAACAGUCCACAUUGAUGAUCAGGAAUCCAAAUGUUACUCUGUCCGGCCAGUUCUACGUUGUGCGAAAGGCUGCUCACCAACCAGUGUUACCCCAGUCACUGUUGGCUUCCACUGUCUUCCUGCUGAUGCCUCUACAGAUUUGGUGGAAAGUCAGAACAUAAUGGGCAAGACUGAAGAUCUGACUGAGACAGUAGAUGCUCACACAGCAUGCUCCUGUGAAGCACUGAAAUGUGCAGUAUGAACCACCCAUACCCACAUAACAGCAAGCAGUUAACAAUAUCUUUAUAUCAAAUGAAUGAACUGUAAUAUCAUAGAUGAUAAACUGAUCUCACUUUCAAACCAAAUGUAUAUUACCAUAUUAUAAACAAUUCAAUUUUAAAUAAAUAUUUGCAUCCACAAAACAA
Xenopus tropicalis (tropical clawed frog) is the source of this 5629-nucleotide messenger RNA. It is a transcript of the gene vtgb1, whose product is annotated as vitellogenin B1. The transcript has 35 exons. The coding region runs from base 28 to 5466 and encodes 1812 amino acids. Lineage: Eukaryota; Metazoa; Chordata; Amphibia; Anura; Pipidae. The record is from RefSeq and is a predicted model, not a curated record.